Cokeromyces recurvatus is the source of this 1658-nucleotide messenger RNA. Its product is annotated as general substrate transporter. Gene Ontology annotation, biological process: monosaccharide transmembrane transport. Gene Ontology annotation, cellular component: membrane. The coding region runs from base 171 to 1586 and encodes 471 amino acids. Lineage: Eukaryota; Fungi; Mucoromycota; Mucoromycetes; Mucorales; Mucoraceae. Gene Ontology annotation, molecular function: hexose transmembrane transporter activity. The record is from RefSeq and is a predicted model, not a curated record. The transcript has 2 exons.
CGGGAAUUUUUUUUCCAUAUUUUCAAGUUUUUUUCCCGUUAACUUUAUUUUAUUUUUUUCAUUUAAUUUUUAUUUUUUUUUCCCAAGUCUAAAAUGAGUUCAUCAGAAAGACUUCGACCAUUCGUAUUUUUUGUGUAUGUAUCGCUUCAUUAGGUGCAUUCAACAAUGGUAUGAAUACAUCUGCCUUGAAUAUUCCUGGUGAUGUUCUUACACAGUGUCCUGGUGUACCUUUUGGUGUAAAGACUUAUUAUCCUCAUUCACAUUUGCCUCAAUGUAUUCCUAUGACGAGUUGGGUUUUGGGUGCUGCUACUGGUAUGUUUGCCGUUGGUGGUUUGCUUGGUGCUAUUCUUGCUAGUUGGUUAGCUGCUAGACUUGGUCGUCGUGAUUCUAUGAUUUUAAUGAACGUUACUUUCUUUAUUGGUGCCAUUUUGCUUUCUCUUUCUACUGAACCUGCUCAAUUCGCUAUUGGUCGUAUCUUUGUUGGUUUGGGUUCUGGUUUUAUGACAGUCGUUAUCUCCAUGUAUAUCUCUGAAAUUUCUCCUCCAAAGUAUCGUGGUGCUCUUGGUUCUUGUCUUCAACUUUUCUUAACCAUCGGUAUUUUAAUUAUUGAAUUAAUUGGUCUCGGUCUUUCUUCUGCUGUCGGAUGGCGUAUUGUUGUUAUCAUUACUGUUGCCCCCGCUAUUAUUCAAAUGAUUUGUUUGCCUUUCUGUGCUAGAUCUCCUCGUUGGUUGAUCUCUAAGAAUCGUAUUGAUGAAGCUCGUGUUCAAUUGAUGCGUCUUCGUUAUGGUGAUGUUCAAGAAGAAUUCUCUGAUAUGAUCUUGUCUCUUACUAAGGGUGGUAAUGAUGCCAAGAAGAACAAUGGUGAACCCGGCGAAAAAGAUAGUUUCGAUAAUCUCCCCACAGAUGACUCUCCUAUUGAAAGUGAAAAGAGUUUAUCUCUUAGACAAGUUUUCAGUAUUCGUGUUCUCGCCAUUUUGACUUUGAAGAUGAUGGUCGUGCAUAUGUCUUCUCAAUUGACUGGUAUCAACGCUGUCAUGUACUAUUCUACUUCUAUUUUCACAGGUGCCUUCGGUGACCGUGCCAAGUAUGUCACUAUCGGUUCUUCUAUUCUUAACGUUGUCAUGACCAUUAUUGCCCUUGGUUUAGUCGAUCGUUUAGGUCGUAAGAUUUUGUUGGUCAUCUCUGCCUAUGGUAUGACCCUUUGGUCUAUCCUGAUGACUGUUGGUAUGGUUAAGAAUAUCUCCGGUCUUCAAGUUGUUUCUAUUUAUUUCUUCAUUGCUGCUUAUGCCAUCGGUCUUGGUGUCAUUCCUUUCGUUAUCAAUUCUGAAGUCUUCCCUACCUACGCUGUCUCUGCCUCUUCCUCUAUGGCCUUGGUUAUUAACUGGCUCUGUAACUUCAUUAUCGGUCUUAUCUUCCCUGCUCUUCUUGAUGCUUGUGGUUCUUACGUUUUCUUGAUUUUCACUGGUAUCUCUGCUCUUUGCGGUACUUUCAUUCUUAUCUUUAUCCCUGAAACCAAGCAAAAGAGUAUUGAACAAAUUGGUCGUGAACUUGGCUGGGCCAGCAUCAGACUUGAAGAUUACAUCUAAGUCGUAUAAUAAUUUUUCUUCCCUUUAUUUUUUUUUUUUACAUUUCUACUCUUUAAUUUUUUAUUAUUAUUU